This is a messenger RNA of Brassica rapa (field mustard), 1199 nucleotides long. RefSeq names its product expansin-A6. Gene Ontology annotation, cellular component: extracellular region. Gene Ontology annotation, biological process: plant-type cell wall organization. The record is from RefSeq and is a predicted model, not a curated record. Lineage: Eukaryota; Viridiplantae; Streptophyta; Magnoliopsida; Brassicales; Brassicaceae.
UUUUUCUUACUUUAUCAUGAAUCCAAAUCAUGUUAAAACUCCUGCUGUAAGCCUGUAACGAUAAAGAUAAGAGAAUAUUUUACGAGUCAAGUAAAAUAAAAUAUUUAUUAAUGCGUAAUGUAAUUUAUAUAUACACCUCCAUUCUCUUCCCACACACAUGAGAACACUCCAAAGAGUCUCUUCUUCUUCCUCUUGCCUCCAUCUGACAGAGUCUCUCUCUAUAUUUGCUUAAUCUUUCUCCCCCUAUCAAAAAUGAAAAUGCUGGGUUUGGUUUUAUGUAUUCUCACAAUUCUUGCGGAUUUCACAACAAUUACUGAAGGAAGAAUCCCAGGAGUUUACAAUGGAGGUGGUUGGGAAACUGCUCAUGCUACUUUCUAUGGUGGCUCUGAUGCCUCUGGCACCAUGGGAGGUGCGUGUGGGUACGGUAACUUGUACAGCCAAGGCUACGGUGUGAACACAGCGGCUUUAAGCACGGCUCUGUUCAACAACGGCUACAGUUGCGGCGCUUGUUUCGAGCUCAAGUGCGCGAGUGAUCCUAAGUGGUGUCACUCAGGUAGCCCUUCCAUCUUCGUCACCGCGACCAACUUUUGCCCGCCGAACUUUGCUCAGCCCAGUGACAAUGGCGGAUGGUGCAACCCUCCUAGGCCUCACUUCGAUCUCGCUAUGCCUAUGUUCCUCAAGAUCGCCGAGUAUCGCGCUGGAAUUGUCCCUGUCUCUUUUCGCCGAGUGCCAUGUCGGAAGAUAGGAGGAAUGAGGUUCACGAUCAACGGUUUCCGCUACUUCAACUUGGUUCUGGUAACAAACGUUGCCGGUGUCGGAAACAUAGUGCGGCUAAGCGUGAAAGGAACAAGAACUUCGUGGAUGACCAUGAGCCGAAACUGGGGGCAAAACUGGCAAUCAAACUCUGUUUUAGUUGGCCAAGCACUUUCUUUUAGAGUCACGGGCAGCGACCGUAGAAGUUCCACGUCAUGGAACAUCGCUCCCGCUCAUUGGCAGUUUGGACAGACUUUCAUGGGAAAGAACUUCAGAGUCUAGAGGCGAAUCAUCUACCAAUAUCCCCAUAUAUUAGUAUUUUCUAUGUAUUGUUACUAUUAUCAAAAUUUCCAAGCCGAAGGCAACUAGUAAUUGAGAAAUUAUUAUAUAUAAUAUAGUAUUAUUUUCAUGUUUCCAGACCACUAUAAAUUCCUAAUUUCUAUCUC